This is a messenger RNA of Neurospora hispaniola, 1070 nucleotides long. Its product is annotated as scytalone dehydratase. Gene Ontology annotation, biological process: melanin metabolic process. The record is from RefSeq and is a predicted model, not a curated record. The transcript has 3 exons. Gene Ontology annotation, molecular function: scytalone dehydratase activity. Lineage: Eukaryota; Fungi; Ascomycota; Sordariomycetes; Sordariales; Sordariaceae. Bases 379 to 903 code for a protein of 174 amino acids.
UCCUGGACUGCGGGAAAGCAUGGGACGUCUAAAGAGCCGAGAGGCUACAUGUGCAUCGGAAGCCCCCAUACCAACACCCCUUGCGUUUCCCAAAGCGAACCAGAUACAGGUACCGGGAACGGUGGGCUGCGGGACAUGGCCGCACAUCCCCACCAUGCACGUCUCGGACUCCGGAAUGGGGGCAUUACAUGCGGUCCUCCGAAGCCUUGGAAGACUGUGUAGCCUUGGAGUGAGACGAGCUUGGACGAGGUGCUGCGAACUGCAAGGGAGACAGACUACAACGAGUGAUAAGGCCUUCAUGCCCAUCUCUUGGGACUUGUUCUGACCCCUUUUCGUUUCUGGCUCCUCUCUAAAGCCUGAUCAAUAUCACCGUCAACCAUGGCCAACGCAGCAAACCCCGAGAAACGUAUCACCUUUGAGGAGUACCUCGGCUGUACCGAGGCAUGCUUCGAGUGGGCGGACAGCUAUGACACCAAGGACUUUGACCGGCUGAGGAAGUGCAUCGCUCCGACCCUGAGGAUCGACUACCGUUCGUUCCUUAAUAAGCUCUGGGAGGCCAUGCCGGCUGAGGAGUUCAUCAAGAUGGUGUCAGAUAAGAAGGUGAUUGGCAACCCCCUUUUGCGGACGCAGCACUUUAUGAGCGGCAUCAGCAAGUGGGAGAAGGUGUCGGACACCGAGAUUAUCGGCUACCACCAGCUCCGCGUGCCUCACCAGGUCUAUACCGACUCGAGCUGCACCAAGGUUGCUGUCACGGGCCACGCCCACAGUCACAACACCCAUUAUUACAAGAAGAUCAAUGGCGUCUGGAAGUUUGCCGGUCUCAAUCCGGAUAUUCGUUGGACCGAGGGUGACUUUAACAAGGUCUUUGCUGACGGGCGUGAGGAAUUGGGCGAGGUCAACUAAAGCGAUAAGACGGGCGCUGUCGUGUUAGCAGACUUGGUAGCGAAUUCGAAUCGAGUAUAACCUAGGAGCCUGAUGAUAUGAUACGUGAACGAGGAGAGUCGAUGUUGAACAUUGUUUGUGGGAACAUCAGAGGAGGUAAAAUGUAGAGUUGUUCACUCAUCGCUGUU